AUGGAUUUCGCCAAAGUGAAUCCCGAUACGGGAGAUUUGUCGAACUAUGCCGAUUUGGAUUUUGCGAACGCCGGAUCAAACAAAUCUGCUUUCCUCGAAUUAAGCGUCCAUGCCGGUGCUAACAUUUACGGAACGAACGCCGUUUAUCACCAGGUGAGGGCGUAUCCUCAUGCCGGAAUGCAAUCUUUGCAGCAGGGAGAUCACAGUUUCAGUCCAAAAGGACUGGCGCCCUCGUACCCAUUCUACCAGAAUGUUUCCUUUCCUGGUCCUCCUGCUGAUCCAUACGGAAGAUCAAAUCCGCAAAAUGCAUCGUUUCUGAACUACCAGCCUCCGCCAAUGUCGCCGUCAGAAGGUAAAUUUCAUUGA
Messenger RNA from Soboliphyme baturini, 366 nucleotides. NCBI's taxonomy places the organism in Eukaryota, Metazoa, Nematoda, Enoplea, Dioctophymatida, Soboliphymatidae. The record is from the annotation of a GenBank genome assembly.